Messenger RNA from Microthlaspi erraticum, 3036 nucleotides. The record is from the annotation of a GenBank genome assembly. Lineage: Eukaryota; Viridiplantae; Streptophyta; Magnoliopsida; Brassicales; Brassicaceae.
AUGGCCACGGCAGAAGCAGCUCCACCUUCUGCUGGUCCAAGAUAUGCUCCUGAGGAUCCAACUCUUCCCAAACCAUGGAAGGGACUGAUUGAUGGAAGCACCGGCGCUCUCUAUUUCUGGAAUCCUGAAAUCAACAUCACUCAGUACGAACGACCUUCUGCUCCUCCUCCACCGUUACCGUCCGGUCCUCCUCCGAAGCUCGCUCAGAUUCCUGAAGCUAAACCAGCUGCUCAUGUGUCUCAGCACCAUGGUUUGCCACAACAAUAUCCACAACAACAUGUAAGACCUCAGAUGAUGCAGCAGCAGCAAAUGCCUCAACAAUCAGGUCAACAGUUUCCGCAACAAUCGAUGGCGCCGCAUCAACAGAACCAGCAUUCACAGAUGCCUCAGCAGCUGAGCCAUCAAUAUGCACAUCCACAGCAGCAACAGUACAUGGGUUAUCGGCCUUACUUGCAACCACAAGGCCUUCAAAACUCACACCAGACACCUCAGGUUGGUCCCCAGGGUCAGCAGUUUCCGAGCCAGCAAGGGGACGAGUUCCAUGGUGGUAAGAAAGCUGGGUUUUCUCAAAAUGCUGAAGUUUCGCCAUCACAGAACAACCCCUUUGAAGCUAAGCCAGCAUCACAAAGAACAAAUGCAAUACCUCAGCAAUACAAUGGACCUCAAGAAAACGUGCAGCCACAGUUUCAACAGCCAGGGGCUAAUCUUGUUCACCCGCAGCUUGGACCUAGGCCUCCAAAUCACAUGGACCCGACAAUGUUGCACCAUAAGUCUCAUGCUUCCCCAUUCCGGUCAAAUAAUACUUAUGAGAGUAAUCAACAGUCUAGACCUGGGAAUGACCCCUACGUUAACACGAGAAUGGAAGGGCCAAUUAGGCCACUUCAUCCUGCAGCAAUGCCUAAGGAUAUAAGGAUAGGUGGCGGUACACCACCUGCAAAUGCUGAUCCAGGGCAUGGAACAUAUAGACACGCUGGUCCAGCUUUUCCAGCCGUAGGGAGGACUCAGUUCGCCACACCUCCUGAUGUUUCCCAUCUCUCGCCUGUUGAAAUGUACCUGAAACAACAUGAAAUCUCAACAACUGGUGAGAAUAUUCCAGCACCAUUCAUCACAUUUGAAUCUAGUGGUCUCCCACCUGAAAUACUUAGAGAGUUGCUUUCUGCUGGAUUUCCGUCACCAACACCGAUCCAGGCUCAAACAUGGCCAAUUUCUCUGCAGAGCAGGGAUAUAGUUGCAAUUGCAAAAACUGGUUCCGGUAAAACUUUGGGAUACUUGAUCCCUGCCUUCAUUCAUCUAAGGCAAUGUCGUAAUGACCCCCGCAACGGCCCCACAGUUUUGAUCUUAGCUCCCACUCGAGAGCUUGCCACACAAAUACAAGACGAAGCACAUAGGUUUGGCCGGUCUUCAAGGAUCUCCUGCACUUGUUUGUAUGGUGGAGCUCCAAAGGGUCCUCAGUUGGGUGAGUUAGAGCGAGGAGCUGAUAUUGUGGUGGCAACUCCUGGGCGCCUAAAUGAUAUAUUGGAGAUGAAGAGGAUUGAUUUCCAGCAGGUUUCGCUUCUGGUGCUUGAUGAGGCAGACCGGAUGCUUGACAUGGGUUUUGAACCUCAAAUCCGUAAGAUUGUGAAUGAAAUACCUCCUCGGAGACAGACUCUUAUGUACACAGCAACUUGGCCAAAAGAAGUAAGAAAAAUUGCUGGCGAUCUUCUUGUGAACCCUGUCCAAGUUAACAUAGGCAGGGUAGAUGAGUUGGCCGCAAACAAGUCUAUAACGCAGUAUGUCGAAGUUGUCCCACAAAUGGAGAAAGAGAGACGCUUGGAGCAAAUCCUUAGGUCGCAAGAACGAGGUUCUAAAGUUAUCAUAUUCUGUUCCACGAAGAGGCUUUGUGACCAUCUUGCACGCAGCGUGGGACGUAAUUUUGGCGCUGUCGUAAUCCAUGGGGACAAGUCUCAGGGUGAGAGAGAUUGGGUACUUAACCAGUUCCGAAGUGGGAAGUCGUGUGUGUUGAUUGCUACUGACGUUGCUGCCCGGGGACUCGAUAUAAAAGACAUAAGAGUUGUGAUCAACUACGAUUUUCCAACCGGUGUUGAAGACUAUGUCCACCGUAUCGGGAGAACUGGUCGAGCUGGUGCAACUGGAAUUGCAUUCACUUUCUUUACAGAGCAAGAUUGGAAAUACGCGCCUGAUUUGAUCAAGGUCCUGGAAGGAGCAAACCAGCAAGUGCCGCCUCAGGUGAGGGAGAUUGCAAUGUGUGGUGGUGGUGGUGGUGGUCCAGGUUUUAGCCAGGACCGAAGAGGAAUGGUAAAUCGUUUUGACUCUGGCGGUGGUGGCGGCAGCCGUUGGGAUUCUGGUGGACGUGGUGGUGGGUUUGGUGGUCGUGGUGGUGAAUUUGGAAUGAGAGAUGACUCAUAUGGACGUGGCGGGAAUCGGGACAGGGGUUAUCCUGGUCCUGAUGCUAGUCAUAUGGAUGUUGGUAGAGGCGGAUUUGGUCGGUUUGGCAAUAAUAAUAUGAAUGGCCGAGGGUUUGAUCGUGGUGGUAGAGGCUUUGAUCGUGGUGGUGGUGGUGGUAGAGGCUUUGAUCGUGGCGGUGGUGGUGGUAGAGGCUUUGGUCGUGGUGGUGGUGGACGGUUUGACAACAGAAGAGGUAGAAGCCGUAGCAGAAGUCCUGACUUGGUUAGGCCACGAAGGCGCCGUAGCCCGAGCUAUAGCAGGAGCCGAAGCCGGAGCUAUAGUCGUAGCCGUAGCAGGAGCUGGUCACGGUCAAGGAGUCGUAGUCCUAGGCAGAGCCGUGACCGUGGUGGUCAUAAGCGGAGCAGAAGCUAUAGCCGUAGUCCUAGCCCGGUUUAUGAAAGACGGGACAGGCCACGGCGUGUAUCUGGGUUUGAUAUUAAACCACCAGCUGAGUCUAUCGUGAACCCGGACAUUGCAGCGGCGGCUCCUGAAACAGCGGUCCGUACUCCAUUGUCUGAGAAACAAGGGAAUGGGAUUGUCCAGACAGAGGUAGAAGCGGCUCUAGUACGACAAGUGGCUGAUGAACCCUAA